UAUGUUCCGGUUGAAAUUGGUAAUGCACAGGUUUUCCCUUAAAUCGGAGAUGAAUUAUUAACCAUCUGGAUACAUUUACCUUAGCUUACAUCGGGUUUUCGUAAAUAUUGUAAACGGACACGAAAAAUGGCAAGAUUCAACGAAACAUGUCUAUAGAGAGAACCGGCAAGUCAAUCGACGAGGAUUUCCAAGAACUGAAAUAUCGACUCGAGCCACUAUUCGAUGCAGAACCCUUAAAGGCUCAAACUGAUUCUUGCUUGAGACGAUUCCUGCGUGCCUUUGAAGAUGUUGAUGAGGCAUAUGCUGCCUUAAUUAAGUACAUAAACUGGAGAGAGGAGUAUGGUGUGAACUGUUUGAGCCGAGGAGAUGAUGAUAUAGAAGAACAGAUAGCUUUGGACAAAGCUGAAGUCCUGGACUUCCCUGACCACAAAGGAAGGCCUAUUGUUAUUGUGACUGUGAGGAAUCAUGAUGCAAGAAGCAGAGACCUAAAUGUCAUCACUAAGUUUAUAAUUUACAUCUUGGAGGAAGCAACCAGAAAAUGUGAUGAAGACGUGAUUGAUAAUCUCUGCAUCACUUUUGAUUUGAAGGGUUUUUCAUUUAGUAAUAUGGACUAUGGCUUUGUGAAACAGCUUAUCUGGCUUCUGUCCAGACGGUACCCAGAGAGACUUGGAAAGUGCUUGAUUGUUAAUGCACCAUUCAUUUUCACAGGCUGUUGGGCUCUUAUCAGAUUAUGGUUACAUGAGGUGACAUCAAACAAGAUUGUGUUUAUCAAGAAUGAAGAGCACCUAGCUGAAUACAUACCUCUAGACAUUUUGCCAAAAGCUCUCUUUUAAACAGUUAUUCUUAUCGUCAUAGCCUUUUCUUUUUCUUUUCCAGUGCCUUUUUAAUUUUUUUAAGAGCAUUGUUCUGGUUAGAUUAGAAUGAUCUUUGAAAUUUAACCCUUUGGGUGCUUAAAAGCAUAUCAUAUAUGCUUUAAAAUGGUAUGAUAAAAUGUGAAAGCAAUUUGGAAAUAAGGCGAGAAUAGUAACUUUUUCAAUGGUUUUUAGUUGAUUUCACUUUGAUUUAUGAUUCAGUAUAAUUAUAAAUGCACAAUAAUUUUAAUUAUUCUAUUAAUUUUAUCAAUAUAAGCACAAGCUUUAUUCAUUUACUGUCCAGAAAAUAGAAUUCUAUGAGGCAAUAGCCAACUAUUUAAAGAAUUAAUUCAUAUUUAUAUUAAUUUAUUUGAAUUUGAAGGAAAUUGACGGGUCAGUUUGUAUAAAAGAUUAAAGAAUUUUUCUUGAGAUAAAAAUUGUUUACCUUGUAGAAAAUAGUGUUGCACCAGAAUACAAAGCACUGUGAUGAGUGUCACAACACAACCAAAUGUAGCAAUAUUAUUUAUUUUCUUUUUAACUGUUAAUUCUUCUAACUAUAUAUUAAUGUGUCUUUGUUUGACAUAAGGUUAUAUAUGAAGGAUUGGCAAAAUUAUUUGUUUCUUCUAAGAAGAACAUAAGGUUGUCAAAUUAAGUAAUUUAGGUGUUUGUCAGGUAUGUUUGGUGAAUUUGACUUCUUUAAAAAGAAGUUUUAUUUGAUGUUUGGUUUGUUUCUUUUAUAAUUUUAAAAGUGCUGACAAUUUUUUUGUUUAUGUUAACUUCCAUUUGAUUCUACGAGCCAGCCACCAACUUAUUAACAAUUUUUCAUCAUAAUUUGUGGGAAACAAAAUGAUACAAAUUCAAUAAACUAUUUUGUAAGUUGCCAUUA
Messenger RNA from Orbicella faveolata, 1737 nucleotides. RefSeq lists its product as uncharacterized. The record is from RefSeq and is a predicted model, not a curated record. NCBI's taxonomy places the organism in Eukaryota, Metazoa, Cnidaria, Anthozoa, Scleractinia, Merulinidae.